AUGCGCUGCCUGGCAACAGCUGCACUGCUUGCACUUGUGGUGUGCUUGGCAACGCUGCACCUGUGUUUGUUCACAGCCUGGUACUCUUUCGGCCGCAAGCUGUUCACGCGAACGGAGAAUGUCCACUUCAAGGACAUCGAGCUGGCCAUUGAGAUUGCAAGGGCCUCUCCCACGCGGGACACACAGGCGACGUCCCAGGAGCGACGCUUGGCGCUUCUCUUCAUGCUGCGGACACAUUUGGUGGAGAUAGAGGUUUGGCGAAGGUGGCUGCAGCCGGAAACUGGCAUGACAGGCGGCUCCGAACAGCCGCGUGUUUCUCUGUACUUUCACGUGACCGACUUGCAGGCAGCAGGACCAGAAGUUGUGAAAGAACUCCAGGCGCUUCCAGGGGCUCGGAAGAUCAUCCCUCCGGUGGCGACUGGCUGGUGCGAGCUGAUGGCUGCCGAGGUGGCAUUGCUGCAAGCUGCUUUGCUGGACGAUCCCGGUCGUGCUUUGACGUGCGAACUGGAAAGUCAGGGCUUUUGGAUGCGCGCCGCAGCGUUUGCCCAAGUCCACUGGCAGUGGAAGAAGCUCUUUGCUACAAUGUGUUUUUUUCAGACGGACAGGGUCUGCAUGGACAAAGCUUCCGCCAGCGCACUUCGUGGCGGAGUCGCCGCAGCCAUGGUCCAGGCCAUCUGCGUUCCAGCCUUUAUGUGGAUGCGAACCGUGACGAACUACCAAUACCGGCACGGUGGUCGAGUGCUAGAUGUUGCUCGGAGAUUAUAUGCAGAAGGUGGUCCACGUCGCUUUUACCGAGGUGUCGUCCCUGCGCUGCUGCAAUCACCAGUCCUACGAUUCGGUGGUUUGGCAGUUAACGAAGGUCUUCUCUCAGUCACAGCCAAUUACUCCGUGUCUCAUACGGCCACAGCGGCUUUGUCCUCUGCUGCGGCGACCGGUCUGAAGAUACUCCUCAUGCCACUCGAUGCGUGGCAGACUGCCAAGCAAGUGAAUGGACAGCAGGGCCUGGCCUUGCUGAUGAUCGAAGCUAAGAAGCGGCCGUUGAGCCUUUGGCGGGGCACCGCAGGAUGUUUGACUGGAACCUGGGUUGCUCACUAUGCCUGGUGCUUCACCAACAACUAUCUCCACGAUGCUCUGCCGACUUCCGCCUUCGGCAAUUCAGAGAUGGCGAGGGGUGCCAGCAUUGGCUUCAUAUCGAAUGUGGCUGGCGAUUGUUGCAGCAAUUUUCUGCGAGUCUUGAAAGUAAUCCGACAGACUGCUGGAGGCUCCAUUUCCUACCACGAGGCCGUGAAGGAGAAGUUUCGUGCAGCCAGCAGCACUUCCGUGGCAGAGCACAAACAGAACAUGCUGUCGCUAUCAGAUGCCAGUACCGCCAGCCCUGCCGCAUUGCCGCAUGAGCACGGUGUUGCACUGCUUUACCAGGCUUUCCUCAUCGGCUACGAAGCGGACAAAGCCCUCGAGUUUGGAGGGCACCUGAAGGAAGGUCGCAUCGUGAAAGCAACAGCUCUUGAAUUUUAUUGUGGAGCUGACAUGACCUUGGGAACGGAUGCGCUCCCAUCGACCAACCCCCAAGACGUGGGCACGAACCGAAGCGAUGCGAGUCAUUGGGUGGGCAUCCACAAGCUCCUGCAGCUUAUGCAUCAGAUGAACUGCCCAGUGUUCACAUUGCAUCUUGUGGGCCAAAUGCUAUGCUCCGACGAAGUUCUGCCUUUGCUUGCCUUGGCCCUUGCGGAGGAGCAUCUUCCUGGGAACACGGCCUUAGACCUGUCGGACUUGGAACUCUACCAAAAGGCUACGCUGGGUCUCCAGCAGUUCGAGGACGGCAUACGAGAUCUCGGGGCACGAUCCGAAUGCAUAUUGUACGCGCCUUGGCCGGGCUGUGGUGCGGCAGACCAGGCGGACCUCAAGCGAGCAAAGAGUCCCUUGCUUGGGGGUGGCCUUUUGCCGGCAGACCGUGACGCGCUGCUUCACUCACUGGCAGACAAGGGAGUCCUGUUUGCACGCAAGUUGGGUACAGUUGGUGGGAACGUGACAGCCCACUUGGCAAUGCUCCAAGCCCUCGACGUUGUCAAGAGGCCGCCAAAAGCACCCCACCGCCUUUUCCCAAUAUCUUCAGAGGAGCGAGGCGGCCCGGUGGUGCUGGCAAGAUGGUUCUUGGCCAGCCUGAAGGCUCGAAUGCCCCCUGCUGCAAUCGUGGUGCUGUGCGGCCUCAUUGCCGUGUUUUCAGGACAGAUGGUACCGGCCACAGGCAUCGUCACCAAACGGAGCUUCACAGUCUUCAUUGGGGUCUAUGCUUUCGCCCACUUUGUGGUGUUCUUCGUGUCAGUUGCAGCUUUUGUCGAGUAUUCCCUGCUGGAGCCGACACGGCCCCAGUGUUGCGAAAGGCAGGGCUGGUUCGCAAAGUCGAACUCUGACGAGCCGCCUGUGGAGACGACUGAUAGCUUCAAAACUGCUCGCGGGCUGGUGAUGCAUGCUGCGGGCUGUCCAGUGUUUGUAGCUCAAAGUCGUGUAGAUUUGCUCAGUGCUAUGGCAGGGACAGGGCCAUGCAGCGGGCGCGGCUUGGAAUUUGGACCCGAGUUCUGCUUGCCGCAUCUGGAGGUGUCCGACAGCAUUGCACGGCGCCUCGUGGGUGCCUCGCCCUUGCAGGGGCUGACUCCGGAGACCCCUGGAGUCUCGAGUCGCUCCUGGCAGGUUAUACGAUUUUCGCUGCGCAGUCCCUGUGCCAUCCAUGGCUCCGCAUACAGGUCGACGAUGUUCGGCUGUUUGCAUUACGGUGGUUGCCCUAACAGCCCUUUGGACAAACUCGGCAUUUUGCCCUGGCCACAAGGAAGUGCCAUCUUCUGA
This is a messenger RNA of Symbiodinium sp. CCMP2592, 2841 nucleotides long. NCBI's taxonomy places the organism in Eukaryota, Dinophyceae, Suessiales, Symbiodiniaceae. The record is from the annotation of a GenBank genome assembly.